GCUCUCUCGUCCCUUCAUGCUGCCGAUGUGGACGAGGAGAAACGGGGAACUCGCUGAGGAGCGAACAACUCAUGGAUUUAGUUUCAUACAGCAUAGAACAACGGCGAACAGCACAAGACUUCUUGUCAGUCAUACAGUGGCUUUGUCUCUGUGGGGGAAAUGGAGCUGAAAGGAAACAGCGAAAGAGUGGAGCUUCGUGAUGAACAAUGCAAGGCCGGCCGAAGGGAGAGCUUGAAGAGGAACUGGGAUGACGGCUGAUUGGUUCUUUUCCAACCUCUGACGUCUGCGUGGGCUUCAUCCAAAGUGGAGGCGGAUCAAUGCGGGCAGAUGGAGAAAUGUUCACGGUCUAACGUGGUCCCCCCCCACCUCCAACCCAGCCGGCCUCCAUCCCACCCCGGAUCCUCCUCCGCCUGUCUGGGCCCGGCCCUGAUGAGAGGCGUGCCUGCAAAGGGGUAACACAUGUUGAGGGCUGAGGACCGGAGGAGCUUCUUUCUUCACGGCUGCUAUGAUUUGGCUCCAAGGUGCUUUUUGUGUAUUUUCAUCUCAGCAUCAAAGUACGCGUUGAGGGUGAAAGUUUGUGUGAAGUGUAGAUGUGCAAAGUUUCUGUCCGUGCGAUUGAAGCCUCGUGUUGAAAUGUUUGCGCAUCUGGCCGUGUGGUUUCAUCUCCUGGCCCUCCUCUGCCCUCCGGUCGGGGCCUCCAUGGACUCCUGCUACGACGAGGAAGGCGCCCCCGGCCGCUGCAUGCCCAAGUUUGAGAACGUGGCCUUCAAUCGAAGCGUAGAGGCAUCCAACGUAUGCGGCUCGCCGCCCGAGGAGUACUGCAUGCAGACGGCGUCCAUGCGCUCGUGCCACACGUGCGACGCGUCCGACCUGGGAUUGAGCCACAGCGCCGCCAUGCUGACGGACUUCCACCGGAACGACGAGCCGACGUGGUGGCAGAGCCAAUCCAUGCACUUCGCCGUGCAGCAUCCCAAUUCGGUCAACCUCACGCUCCACCUGGGAAAAGCCUUCGAGAUAACCUACGUCCGACUGAAAUUCCACACCAGUCGGCCCGAGAGCUUCGCCAUCUACAAACGCACCGAGGUGGACGGACCUUGGCUGCCCUAUCAGUUCUACAGCGCCUCUUGCCGGGAGACCUAUGGGAAGGGUGAGAAGGGCUUCCUUCGACAGGGAGAUGAUGAGAGGACAGCUUUCUGCACGGAUGAGUUCAGCGAUAUCUCGCCUCUUACUGGGGGGAACGUGGCCUUCUCCACCCUGGAGGGACGACCCAGUGCCUACAAUUUCGACCAGAGCCUGGUGUUGCAGGAAUGGGUGACGGCCACUGACCUUCUCAUCUCACUGGACAGGCUGAACACCUUCGGGGACGAGGUCUUUAAGGAUGCCAAAGUGCUGCGUUCCUACUUCUACGGCAUCUCCGAUUUCUCUGUGGGUGGCAGAUGUAAGUGUAACGGCCACGCCAGUGAGUGUGGGCAGGCGGAAGAUGGCGGAGGCGGCCUGGUCUGCGUCUGCCAGCAUCACACGGCAGGGGACGACUGCCAGAGAUGUCAGGACUUUUACCAGGACAGACCUUGGGCUCGGGCCACCGGGGACUCGGCCAAUGAGUGUUUGCGUUGCAACUGCAGCGGGAGGUCGGAUGAGUGCAUGUUGGACAUGGAGCAGUACCGCAGCACGGGCAGCGGGGGACGCUGCCUCAACUGUCGGGACAACACGGACGGCGCCCACUGCGAGCGGUGUCGGGAGAACCACUACAGGAAGUCGCCCGAUGAUCCCUGCCUGCCCUGCUACUGCAACACCAACGGCUCUACCAGUCUCCAGUGUGACAGCGAGGGACGAUGUGCAUGUGCCAGCGGCGUGACGGGGGACAAGUGUGACACCUGUCACGAUGGCUUCCACUCGCUCGGCCCCGGUGGUUGCAGGCCAUGCGAGUGCGCCCCCGCUGGGAGUGUCGGUGUGUGCUCGCCGGUGGACGGCCGCUGCGGCUGCAAGGCCAACGUGGAGGGAGGGAGCUGCGGCAGAUGCAAGCCAGGCUUCUUCAACCUGCAAGAAAUCAACCCUGCGGGCUGCCAGCCGUGUUUCUGCUUGGGCCACUCACUGGCGUGCUCCUCGUCCAAUCACUUUGUCGCCGUCAACAUCACUUCAGAUUUCACAGAAGAUCAUGACGGCUGGCUGGGGGAGUUCUCCGGGGGGCAUCAUUACCCGUUGCUGUGGAAGGAGGGUGAAGUCUAUCUGCUGCCUCUCUCCGAGGAGGACCUGGGCUUCUACAGAGCCCCCGAGAAAUUCCUAGCGCAUCCAGUCUACAGCUACGGCCAGCUCCUCUCCAUCACCUUCACCUCCGAGACCCUGGAGCUGCUUCCCGACCACGUCACCUUGCUGCUGGAGGGCGCCGGAAUCACGCUGUCUGCCAAACUUUCACCUGGGACGUCGCAAGCGGGCGUGCCGGGCGUGCCGGGCACGCUCCCGCCGCGCAUCUCCUUCACUGUCAGGCUGGAUGAAAGCGAGACGAGUUUCAAACCCACGUUGUCCGCCUUCGACUUCCAGCGUCUUCUUUACAACCUGACAGCUCUGCACGUCAGCAACGCGGGAGGAAUCAACUACACGUCCCAGCUGGCGGGAGUGCGUCUGAGCUCCGCCGUCUCCUCCGCUGUCGCCGGCCCUCCUGCCCCGUGGGUGGAAUCCUGUUCCUGCCCCAGCGGUUUUGUCGGCCAGUUCUGUGAGCGGUGCGGGCCGGGCUUCACCAGGGAGGUCCCCGGUGGUGGACCUUUCUCUCCAUGUGUGCCGUGCGACUGCCACCAGCAUGGAACCUGCCACCCGGAGACAGGCAUUUGCGAGUGCUCAGACUUCACCACCGGGACGAGCUGCGAGCGUUGCCUGGAUGGUUACUACGGCAACGCUCUGACCGGCACCCCAGGUGAUUGCCAGCCUUGCCCUUGCCCCGGCCGCAGCAGCUGCGUUCUGGUGACUGAGACGGCACAGGUGGUCUGCACCAACUGCCCUGCAGGACAGACAGGCACGCGGUGUCAAAUGUGCGACGACGGUUUCUACGGCGACCCGCUGGGCCAGUCAGGAGCGGCACGGACUUGCACCAAAUGUGACUGCAGCGGCAACGUAGACCCAAACGCGGUGGGGGUGUGCGACCACCUGACAGGGCGCUGCCUGAAGUGCAUGGGACAUACGGAAGGCGAGCACUGCCAUCUUUGUCGCCGGGGCUACUAUGGCAACGCUCGUAGUGAAACAGUCGGACAGAAGUGCAAAGCGUGCAGCUGCGACCCCGCCGGAACCUCCGGGCCUGCGCACGAGUGCCACCCUCAGACAGGAAAUUGCAACUGCCUCAGUCAUGUGACCGGGCGGAAUUGCAGCCACUGUGAGGAUGGCUUUUUUAACCUCCGACCCGCCGUAGGCUGCGAGAGGUGCGCGUGUAACCCCGUUGGCUCCUCCUCCUCCGCCUGCCACCCAAUCACAGGCCAAUGCUUGUGCCGCGCCGGCGUGGAGGGGAGAUCGUGUGACUCAUGCCGAGUGGGCUUCUUUGGAUUCUCGUCACGAGGAUGCCGAGCCUGUAACUGUGACCCCAUGGGCGCCGCCGCCAUGCAGUGCCACGCCAACGGGACCUGUCCCUGUCGGCCCGGCUUCACGGGCUACAAGUGUGACAAAUGUGAGCUCAACUAUUUCCACAACAGGGACACCCACCAGUGUGAGGCGUGCCCACUUUGCUACGGACUGGUGCAAGAACAGGCAGAAAAGCUAAAGAUGCGCGUGCAGGAUUUGGAGAAACUCCUCGCUCACUUUGAUUGCCGAGGAAGAUUUGGGAAGCAGCGCCCCCCGCUAAGGUAUCGAGCAGAUGGGAUUCACGAAGGAGAGCGCCAGGGGGAUGAGGCGCUGCCCAACGCUCUGGAGGAAUUCCUGGCCUUCCAAGAGGCUCGCGAGGCCUUCAUGAAACACUUUUCCUCGCUGGAGGCAUCGACGGGCGCGCUCGUCGCCCAGCUGCGACAGCUGACAGACGCUUUGAACUGCAGCAUCAGCGCCACGAAGGAGGAGGAGGAGGAGAGCGCAGGGGUGUGCGCAACGCUGGCGGCCCUGGUGCUUGUCAUCAGGGCGUCACAGAAGCAGCUGGAACAGGCUACGCUCCACCUGGACGCCAUGGUCAUCCCGUUCCAGGCUGUGCCGGGACCUAACAAAUGGAACAUGAUGGUCAAUGAGUCUCAAGUCCUGCAGAAACGUCACAGACAAAGUGCAGAGCACAUCCAGGCCGUGGCCGGCAGGGCGCUCGCCGCCUCCAAGCGCACCUUCAAUUUGCUGAUGGACCUCUUGCAGGACGACUCCACCGAGGACUACACCCAGGAGCUAACUCAGCGGAUAACGAACAUGCAGCAGCAGAGGGACAAUCUGACCGCCCGAGCCGGCGAGAGCGUGGUCCGACACGCGUCUCUGCAGGAUGACGCCGCCGGCUUGGAUCUGGCUCUGAGUAACAUCGCAUCAUCCUUACGUGAGCUGGAGACCACCCUCGCCGGCCCAGCAGGGGGACUUGACACAACACAGUCCCUUUUCCAUAAAACCCAAGAACUGGAUCAGCACCUUCAGUCCAAAGACGCUGCCAUCAGCAAGAUUAGAAACCUCACCCUCCCUCUUGUGGCGUCGGUCCAAAAGAAGCAGGAGGCUGCGAGCGACGUUGCAGAGCUGCAGGCUCGCACCAACGCUGCAAAAGUUCUGGCCUUGGCCUCGGUUGUGGCCGGGAAGGAGGUGGAGUCGGAAGCAGUCAGCCUGCACAGGGAUCUUGGCACCAUGGCUCGAGAGUGGCCGCAUCGACAGGCCCAAACCAAAGCCGCCAUGAAGAAGGAGAGGCCCCUGCAGGAUAAAGUUCUAGCUGCGGUCACCAGGAGGAUCUCUGAGGUAGAAACCUUACUAGAACCUGCGCUGGAAAACUCCAGCCUGGCUCGGAACGCCUCAAGGGAAGCUGAAGGCACCGCAAACACCGUGGCCGAGGAAUCCAAAGGCGCUCUGACGCAGGCCAAACACGCGAGGACGGCCUGCACCCAUCUCAGCUCCCACCUUCAAGUCGCUGUCCAGCGUCUGGCCGAGCAGGCCACGCUAACCGAGACGGCGCACUCGCUGAUGCCCACAGAGACGGCGCCCCCUCUGGUCGGCGCGAGGGAGGACAUGGAGGCGGCAAAGCAGCAGCUGGAGGCCUACUCUGUGACACUGACCCAGCUCAUCAGCAAAAUGGACGAGGGCGUGCCGCUGGAGCGCUUCGAGCUCAUCCUGAACGAGACUGCGCGCCGCUUGAGCAUGCUCCGCGGCAGCGUGGAGAGCCCCGUGCUGGGCGCCAAGAUCCACAAGCUGCGAUCAGCGGCCGAGGAGCAACAAAGCCGACUGUCUCUGCUGGAGCAGGACUUGCAGGAGAUCAGAGAGGAGAGAGACAGUCUCCGGGACAUUUCCGUAAACUUGCCUCAGUCUUGCCCUCAGGCCGGCGUGGCGGGGCGAGGCUAACUCCUGGACAUAACAGACCCCGCUUCCGAAAAUCAUUCCCAUCCUGCCAUAUUUGUCUCCUCCUUGCCCGCAGGUACACCUCGUUUUAGCUUCAUGUCUUGUUCCCUUUUCGGAACGUUCGCAAUCACAGCUUUGAUUUCAUAUCGGUGCCGACGGGUCACUCGGAACCACAGAGUCCAUUGUCAAGGAUUGGAAUUAUAAUAAAUGUUGUUUUUUGUCUUCCAGUGUCAGGCUAAUUUGGAUGUCUCCUUUCCACUCCGGCUGCUUUUCAUCAACAGACUUUAAUUGACAAUUAGCGCUGUGGACCUCAGCGGGACUACAACGCGCUUCUUCAUUGCUGUCACACUUUAUGAUGCUCAGCAGCCAAAAUGUUGACUCCCCCCGUCACUGCACAUACUUCCACAGACCUGCUGUGACAUUUUCCAUCCAGUCUUUUCCUCUCCAGCAGCGUUAAAUGCUUGCGAGGGCCGCGGGUUAUACCUUGACUGCGGUUGAGUGCUACCCAGCGAGCUCAAGCACCCUGGAUCCAAAACGUCGAACUCAGGAGAGUACAGCCCUCGCUUCCCAGCAAGGUAUUUCAACACAGUAGUCCGGGUUUAGACUUCGUCUUACUUAACAUGUCCGAACGGUGCCCUAUUAAGUUGUUUU
This is a messenger RNA of Doryrhamphus excisus (bluestripe pipefish), 6129 nucleotides long. RefSeq names its product laminin, gamma 3 (gene lamc3). The record is from RefSeq and is a predicted model, not a curated record. Gene Ontology annotation, biological process: tissue development; animal organ morphogenesis; axon guidance. Lineage: Eukaryota; Metazoa; Chordata; Actinopteri; Syngnathiformes; Syngnathidae. Gene Ontology annotation, cellular component: basement membrane.